Messenger RNA from Python bivittatus (Burmese python), 1060 nucleotides. NCBI's taxonomy places the organism in Eukaryota, Metazoa, Chordata, Lepidosauria, Squamata, Pythonidae. The record is from RefSeq and is a predicted model, not a curated record.
GACCAACCUCCCUCUUUUCUUACAGAUAGAACUGUCCCAAUAUGUCUGUAAAAACAAAGAUACUAUAUCUUCUAAGCUUGAUCAUUGCUGUGGAUUGCCUCUGGUGGAGAGACCAACAUGCCUUCAUGGUUUGGAAAAUGAUGAGAAGCCUGCUCCUCCAGACCACCCAUCCAAACAAAUCAUAAAUGAGGCAGAAGCAUGUCAAUCUUAUAAUGAACAUGCAGAUGAACACCUGGAAAGCUUUCUCUUUAACUUAACAAGAAGCCACCUUGAGCUUUCUAAACUGUUUGAUGUGGAAAUUUUCCUAAGAUAUAAAGACUUGUUGGGCCAAUGCUGCAAACUGGAAGAUCAUGCACAGUGUUUGCAUACAGGGGAAGAACAACUUGAAUCGCUCAUUACUAAGAUUGAGGACGUUGUGAAGAAAAAUUGUGAACACUAUAAAAAAAUAGGAGGGUACUUCUUCCAAAAUGAACUCUUGGUCAAGUAUACCAGGAUUAUGCCCCAGCUGCCAUCUUCAAAACUGAUUGAGUUCACAAAUGAAUUGGCACAAGCUGCUGAGGAAUGCUGCAAAUUCGAUAAUCAUCACCAAGUGUCAUGUGCUUUAGAAGAUACGGAUAAAGCGAUAGGAUCUAUAUGCCAGUAUCAUAAAGAGCAUCACAUAAACAAACAGGUUUGCCAUUGCUGUGAUUCCCCCUUCAUCAAACGUUGGGAAUGUAUCACUCACUUAGGACCAGAUCCAGACUAUGUCCCUCCUGCUACAUUCAAACCUCAUGUAAUGGAUCACCCUGAGGUUUUGUGCUCAACUGACGAACACAUUGUGCAGGAAAGUAAACAAGGCUUGCUUAUCGACUUGAUCGAAUUUUUGCCUCACAUCUCAGACAAUCAGCUGGCAAAUGCAACCAUCGGUUUCCAUCUCCUCCAGGCAGAGUGCUGUGCAGAUGAACACAAAAGGGAAUGCUUUGACUCAAAGGUAUAUCUUUCAAAAGGAGUAUGGGUGGGGAAAGUUCAGGAAAGACUUUUGCCUUGCUCUUCCCCCCAAAUUUAGAGUUACCUUCAUUAA